Dovyalis caffra is the source of this 1527-nucleotide messenger RNA. NCBI's taxonomy places the organism in Eukaryota, Viridiplantae, Streptophyta, Magnoliopsida, Malpighiales, Salicaceae. The record is from the annotation of a GenBank genome assembly.
AUGUCUAUAAACCAUUUCUCCACUGACCUUCAAGAAACACUCAGCUGGUGGGCACAACAACAUCAACAACAGCAACCCAUCAUCAUGGAACCAAACCCAAACACUUCUUCCUCUAGACCAAACAAACCCCCAAAUAUUUCAAACCCCAAUUCUUCUUGGCCUCCCCAUCUCUACCAUCACUAUCACCACCACUACAACUGGCCCAACCAUUGCAAUCCUCACCAACCCUCCUCCAUGUUCCCUCCUCAAAACCCAACCCUCAAUUUCAAUCUCAACGAAGAAGAGGAUGAAGAACAAGACCAUGAACAGUUGCAGCAGCAGCAAGAUGAAGCACAACAAGGACAUGAACAAGAAGUUCACCAACAAGGAGAAGCACUAGUACUAGAUAAAGAAGCAAUGUUUGAGAAACCCUUGACACCAAGUGAUGUAGGAAAGCUAAACCGUCUUGUAAUACCAAAACAGCAUGCAGAGAAGUACUUUCCACUUAGCAGUGACUCAGUGGACAAAGGGUUGUUACUGAGUUUUGAAGACGAGUCAGGCAAGUAUUGGAAGUUUAGGUACUCAUAUUGGAAUAGUAGUCAAAGCUAUGUAUUGACUAAAGGGUGGAGUAGAUAUGUGAAAGAGAAACAACUUGAUGCAGGUGAUGUCGUUUUGUUUGAACGACACCGUAUGGACGGGGACAGAUUGUUCAUAGGGUGGAGAAGGAGAGGGGAGAGUAGCAGUGCUAGUAGUAAUAGUACUGGGGUGAUGGUGCAGGGUAGUGGUGGUGGGGUGUGGAGUAGAGGAUUAUAUUCUUCUUCAUCAUCUUCUGGGCCUCAUCAUCUUUCUAGUAGUAAUAUGCAACAUGGCCUUGGGGCUAAUGCGUCUGCUGCUAAUGUGCCAUACCAACCUGACUUUCUUCAUGCUGGGUCUGUUGCACAGAACCAGGCAGCACAGCUAGGGAACUCGAAGAGGCUGAGGCUAUUUGGGGUGAACUUGGAGUGCCAGCUUGAUGAGUCUGAUGAGCCAUCAACACCUGAAGGUUCAUCUUUGUCUAGCCUGCAGGGUCCGGGACACCGACAAUUCUACCCUCCAUCUGCUUCUUCUUCAGACACUACUCAUGGUCAAAUGGUAGAGUUGAAUCAAGACACGAAAAACCAUGCCGACCAAGCCGAACUAACUAAAAUAAUGACACAGUUUGCUUUGGAAUUGGCCUCUUCUCUUGCUUGUAAAGUUGAAAAAUGUGAAAUCCAUUAUUUUCCUUCAACCCCACACCAAGAAAAAAAAGGAGCUCCAGACACUAUGCCACAAUGGAUGGGGGUCCGUUCAAGGAAGUCACUCGAUAGGCCCAGCCAGCAUGAUUAUAGAAGCAAUCCUAAGGCAAGUGAUUGGCUUCAUAUUCAAACGAGAGAGAUACCAUUGACCUCCGCUAGCGAUGGUGUCCAGUGUUUAGUGCUCAGCAAGUGGGAUGGCCCCCAAAUUAGUGUUGUUAUCAUUGGUAUACAGACAGUGGCCAAUCAAGGGAAUGAAGGGACUGGUCCUGGGUGA